Phlebotomus argentipes is the source of this 1361-nucleotide messenger RNA. It is a transcript of the gene fd102C, whose product is annotated as forkhead box protein L3. Bases 38 to 901 code for a protein of 287 amino acids. Gene Ontology annotation, molecular function: DNA-binding transcription factor activity, RNA polymerase II-specific; RNA polymerase II cis-regulatory region sequence-specific DNA binding. Lineage: Eukaryota; Metazoa; Arthropoda; Insecta; Diptera; Psychodidae. The transcript has 2 exons. The record is from RefSeq and is a predicted model, not a curated record. Gene Ontology annotation, biological process: regulation of transcription by RNA polymerase II; anatomical structure morphogenesis; cell differentiation.
CAGUGUGCUGUUCACAUGACAAAGUGAAGCGUGCGUGAUGUGUAGUCACGAGCAGAGUAGUUCUCCCGACGCCGAAGCGCCUGAGGUGCCUCCAUCAGCUCUCAGUACAGUGCUAGGGUUACUGCCCUUGGAUCCUUAUCGCUUGCAACUUUAUAAUUACGCCAUGGUGGAGCGCUUGAGAUGCUCUUAUCCACCACCAGUCUACCCAAAUCCUUAUUCUCCGCCGCGUCUCGCUUUGAGUCUGUUGCAUGGUCGUUUUCCGCCAGAUGAACCUAAGCCCCAACAUAGCUACAUUGGCCUCAUUGCAAUGGCUAUUCUCAGUUCACCAGAGGCUAAAUUAGUACUUAGCGAUAUUUAUCAACAUAUACUUGACAACUAUCCUUACUUUCGAAGUCGCGGUCCGGGCUGGCGUAAUAGUAUUCGCCAUAAUCUUAGCCUCAACGAUUGCUUUGUAAAGGCAGGUCGCAGCGCUAAUGGCAAGGGACACUACUGGGCUAUCCAUCCAGCUAAUGUGGACGAUUUCCGUAAAGGAGACUUCAGGCGACGCAAGGCACAACGCAAGGUUCGAAAGCACAUGGGGUUGGCUGUAGAUGACGAGGGGGCGGAUUCCCCGUCGCCUCCACCCGACACACCGCUGAUUCCAUGGCAAACAUCUCUACGUUCCGCACCGCCGCCAUUUACGCCCGCAUUGCUAAGCCGUCAUCCGCGCAAGCGUCAAUUUGAUGUGGCCAGCUUGUUGGCGCCUGACGACCCACCGCCGCGAGAUGAUGAGGAUAUCGAUGUUGUAGCCGAAGAUGAGCCAACGCCGCCAUGGCAUGGCCUUCUCCACGACUGGCCGAGACUUACCAGUCUUUGUCGACCACACUCACCCCCAUCACCCCCAUCCACAACACCUGCAUGAAAACUUAAUAAACAAAAAAUUAAAUAAUUUCAUUGUGAAAAAAACGGUUUAAAUCAGUUUUACUAGGCCGCUACUUUAUAUAUUCACUGCAGUGUUCGAUAUUCUCAUUAGACUUGUUAUCGAAAAUUCCAAAAUGCGUUAAAAUGCACCCAAUGAUCUUUUUCGAUGGCAAUAUUAUAGUGUAAGAUUUUCUACUUCCAAAGGUAAGAAAUGGACCACAGUGGGGCAUCCGGAAAACCCAAAUCCAUAUACAUUACAUUUUUAUUCAUAGAUGGAAAUGACACCAUGAUUACUUUUAUAGUAAUUUCAUAUCUAGGCUGUGCAUAUCAAUCGCCAUCUGAAGCGCUAACACAAGCACGGCCCUUGGGGUUAAUACAAAUAUUACAACGUUCAGCCAAAUUCGUCAGAUGGAAAGAAGAAAUGUCAAUAUGUUCUAGUGAAACCGAAAAGCUGGAAAUAA